AUACCUGUCUCAACAACACUUCUUAUAGUAUAAGUAGAGUGGUACCACAAGGUAACAUUGAACUGUCAGUAUUAUUUUGAUGCAGUGUUUGGAACUAUUCGUCUUAAUAUGUUUGUAAAAGUGGCAGUUCUAGUUUUUUGCUUGGUUUGUCUUGCUGAUGGAAAAUUACCUUCAUACUUCAAGGUCUGCAAACGUUCGGACCCCAAUCUAGACAAAUGUGUUACGGAUUCAGUUAUGACUCUUAAACCUCAACUUGCAAAAGGAAUACCAGAGUUAGAAAUCCCACCAUUGGAACCAUUCGAUUUAGAUACAAUAGUUUUAAAAAGUGGAAAUGCUGGAGUCAGGAUAGACGCAAAUUUUUCUAAGCUUAUUGCCACAGGAGCGUCUGGAUUUGAAGUAUAUGAUAUAAAGUGCGAUAUACCCAAAAACGUAUUUUUAUUUAAGCUCAAAAUACCACAUUUAGAAUUCAAUGGUGAUUACGACAUUGAUAUGAAUGUCUUGGUUUUAAAGUACAAAGGUAGCGGGCCAAUUUCCGGAAACUUUACCGACCUGGACGUACAAGUUAGAUUAAAAGGCCACAUAAAAAAAAUUGAUGGUAAAAAUUACCAAACAUUCGAAAAAAUUUUAAUACUGUUGAAAGUUGGAGGUUCGCACUUAAAACUGGGAAACCUGUUUCUUAAUCAAAAAGGUUUAGGAGAUGCCACGAAUCAGGUUGUUAACGACAAUGCUGAUAUAUUUUUAAAAGAAAUACGACCUGCCCUAGUAGACUCUUUAUCAGACAAAUUCACUUUAAUAGCGAAUAAAGUGUGUAGAAUGUUUACUUAUGACGAGCUGUUCCCAAUGUAAUCUCUAUUAAAGUGAUACAUGAGUGAUAUUUUUUGUUUUAGAUAGUUUUUUAGGUAAUAAACUGUAAUGAAACUAA
Diabrotica virgifera virgifera (western corn rootworm) is the source of this 922-nucleotide messenger RNA. Its product is annotated as circadian clock-controlled protein daywake. The coding region runs from base 109 to 846 and encodes 245 amino acids. The record is from RefSeq and is a predicted model, not a curated record. The transcript is spliced from 4 exons. Lineage: Eukaryota; Metazoa; Arthropoda; Insecta; Coleoptera; Chrysomelidae.